CUCCUCCCUCUCUCAGGACAGUCUCCCACAAUAACCGGCUCUAUAGCAGUUCCUGUGGCUUAUUUUAUCUCGGCGGAUCUCCCCGGUACCGACCCGUACCGGCUGCCCCCCCAUAUCAUUUGAAUCACAGGGACACAAAAGAGAGAUCCGGUCGUGUUUCACUUUCUUUCCUCCGAGGGACCCGUAUCUCUUACAUCUGUUCCCCCGAUCUUUCUUUCUGGACGGCAGGCUGCGGCUGCGUAAAAGCGGUGAGUACCGCUGGUUGCUGCUGUUAUCUUUCUUUCUUCUUCCUCUUGUUAUUGUACAGCGAACAGAUACUGCAUAGAGAUGAAGAUAGCGGGACGCUGGUUGAGGAGCUAAAAUGAGCUCGAGUCUGGUUGUCGUUGGUUUACUUUCAUUUUCUCAUUUUAAAUAGAGCUUUAUGUAGUUAUUAGAUGCACUUCAACCUCACUGUUUUUGUUCUGUCAGAGGGGCGUUACUGUGGGACACACAAAGGCAGCCGCAUGAAGUCAGUGUGCAGAGAGGAUGCAGUGUUUUCCAUCUGAACUGUAACUACAUUAACGCCUGUUGUUGGGGAGUAAAACGAGGAAGAUAACAAUAAGGGACUAAUUGUGAGUGAUGUGUUAGUUACCCUCUCAUCUGCCAUCACCACAUCAUAUUGUAUAUUGUGUAGAGUUUGGUUUCAUUUUCUGCCUUAACCUGAAUUAAAAUAUUUUUUUUAAGCCAGUGUUAUAUUUAAAAAAAAAUUGACAAUGGACUUCACAAUUGCAAUUAAAUGCAUUUUAUUGCAUUGCAUCAACAAACUGCAAACUAUCUGUAUUUAUGACAUGUAUUCUGGUUGCAUACACUGAAAAAAAUUGCAUAAGCUGAAAACAUUUGCAGAAUAAAGGCACAGUGCCAUCUCCAGUGGUUAUGCAUUAUAUAUAAAGUUAGCCCAGCGCUGCGUCUCCCACCCAGCAACACUGUCAACGCUCCCUCUCUCCCAGCCUCUGUUCUCAGCUUACACGCUGUCAGCCUCUGACUAUCUGCCUGACUGAGGCUCACAUGGACAUGGAGUGUGUUUUGACCACGACCUGAUGCUGAAACCCCUUACAUUCAUCAGAAGGCAACAGGAAGCAGAUUACUGAGGGACUAACCACAUGCAACAGUACCACAGCUCUGGGAUUUGACCACCCUCCAACUGUGGACCUCACACUGAAUGAACUUACUGACUGAUUGACUGACUGUCUGACUGUCUGACGGACUGACUGACUUUGGUAUCAUGGAAGAAGAGGAGGAGCUGACAGAAUUGAUUUAACUCACCUAACCUCGCCUCCUUCCUCCUAACUCAGUAUCGAAGACUGAUCGAUGAGGAUUACUGGCUGUCCUCCUGCUGCUGUCCCAUGAUGCAUCUACACAUGUAAAAGCAGGAUCAGCCACACAGAGGGCUGUUUCUAUGGAUACCCCUGCCCUGGGUAGUGUUAAUAGGACUCACUGACAUCCUUACUAUCUGCGCAAGAACAAAAUGCAGUGAGAGAUUAGAAGUGCAUCCCUGCAGCAGAGCACAGCGUCCCAUCACAUCUUUGGAACAGAGAAACAUCUUCAUCAAGUGUCAUGAGGAAAAAGUACAUUUUAGUUUUAUUAAGCACGUACUAACCUCAUAGGUUGUUUUUUAAUGUGGAACAUAGUGGAUUCUCAGCUGCUACAGUAAAAUAAUCUGCCCACACAGGACCAGCAGAGGAGGUGAAGAUUAUGCACAAAGACACUUGGUAGGCCUGAAGGAAAAAUUGUGUUUCUUUUAACCGGCUUGCAAUUCUUGGUUCAGUUCCAAAUUCUGGACCCAAAUCUGGAAUAAGUAACCCUACUGGAACAUAUGGGUGCCCCUCAAACUGCCACUACCUUUUAGCAGACUAGAUUUCUUUACUUCAUUUGGAUAUUUUCUACAAGAUAACGGACAUCUAGAUGCACCAGCUACACAACUAAAUAUCAACUCGUCAGUUAAUGUGCACAAUAUAAACCAAAGCACCUUUAAAUGUGAUAUUUUGGGGAUCCAUCAAGCUAUUUCAAAGUACAUACAACCAUCUAUCAUCUGUCCCUAACACCGGCAGACGAAGCUAUCAUGGCCAGACAAGAGACCCCCCUCUUCCUUCAUGGUUUUGACCUCGGUGGUCACUUUGUUGACCUUCGACCUCUCGGCACAGGUGUAACAGGCCUGGUCCUCUCAGCUGUUGAUGAGCGCACCGGCCAGCGCGUGGCAAUCAAAAAGUUGGUGAUGCGCGAUGCUGUGACGUUGAAGCACGCUCUGCGGGAGGUCAAAAUCGCCCGCCGGCUGCUCCAUGAAAACGUGGUGAGUGUUCACGAGGUUUUGGCGCCGUAUGGACGACCGCUGCCCAGAGACCCGACCCAACUGAGUGCCCUGUACAUCGUGCAAGAGUGCAUGGAGACAGAUCUGGCUCGACUGCUAGAACAAGGACCACUACCCACAGGUCAUGCUACUCUGCUGUUCUACCAGCUGCUGAGGGGACUGAAGUUCAUUCACUCAGCUAACGUCCUGCACAGAGACCUGAAGCCUGCCAACAUCUUCCUCAACACAGACCAACUGCUGCUCAAGAUUGGAGACUUCGGACUGGCCAGGAUAGUCGACCCGCAUUAUUCUCAUAAGGGCUAUCUGUCUGAGGGUCUGGUAACCAAGUGGUAUUGUUCCCCCCGUUUGCUCCUGUCCCCUAACAACUAUACCAAGGCCAUCGACAUGUGGGCCACUGGCUGCAUACUGGCAGAGAUGCUCACAGGACGCAUGCUGUUUGCAGGCGUUCAUGAGCUGGAGCAGAUGCAGCUGAUCCUCGACACAGUGCCGGUGCUGAGAGAGGAGGACAGGCAGGACUUGCUACAGGUGAUACCUUCCUAUGUCAGCCAUGGAUGGAAAGUGAAGAAACCCUUUUCUGAAUUGCUGCCUGAAGUGGAUGCUCAAGCUGUUGACUUCCUUCAGCGUAUCUUGACCUUUAACCCCAUGGAUCGGCUCACAGCUGAGGCAGCGCUGUCACACCCUUUCCUCCAGCAGUACUCCUGUCCUGAGGAUGAACCCACCUCCUCGCAUCCCUUCCGCAUCGAGGACGAACUAGAGGACAGCCUUGUCACCGAGCAGAGCCUCAGCAACAGCAACAGUCAGGCCUCCAGCAUCCACUGGGAAAAGUAUGAGAGCAGUUUAUCAACAGAUGUGUCCUGGCAGCUGUCGGGCGGGAGGUGUCGCUGCAUGCCCCCUGCCCACAUGUCCUCUGACCUAGGAGACACUACAGAGGAUGAGGAGGUGCAGAGAGACCCCCGGGCCAGUUCCACGGCACUGAUAGAGGAGGCACAGGUGGAUCCACGCAAGUAUUCCCACAGCAGCUCAGCUGAACGCUUCCUGGAAAACUCUCCCUCCUCCCUAGAGCGGGCCUGUGGUCUGGGGUAUGGGGAACUGGACUGUGGUCGUUCCUGUGACUACAAAGUGGGAUCUCCUUCUUAUCUGGAUAAAAUUGCCUGGAAGGAGGGCAAGCCUCAACACUACUCAGAGCCUAAGCUGAUCCUGGAUCUGUCUCAUUGGAAGCGUAACACCAAUAGCCUUCCUUUGCCUUCCGAGCCACUUGGUGGCAGCAUGGAGGACCUGAGAGCGAUGAACGAGGAGGAAGCCGUAGAGGAGGAAGAAGAGGAGACCGGGGAUUUAUUCCAAGAGAUCUCUCGCUGGGUGGAAAGCACCCAGUCUCAUCUUCACUCACCCAGUCUUUCUGUGGAGCCAUGUUCACCUUCGGGUUACGUCUCAUCUCCCCCUCUCCCUUUCACCCCGACUGACCUCCCAACUUCAGUUUUCCACUACGGGGAAGUUGUGCAGCAACCAUCAUCUGAAUAUGAUGAAGAUAGACUGAGACCACUUCUUCUUGUCACGUCUUCCUCUAAUUCCCUCCCCUCACUUCUCCCCUCAUCUCCCACCUCUCCACUCCCCCCCCCUCAGUCACCUCAAACACUAUCUUCUCCCGCCUCGACACUUUUUCCUUCCCUAGAAUCUCAACCCCUUUCUUCUACUUCCUCCAUUUCUCAGCCAGUAAAUGAUGACUCCUUGGAGUCACUACCUGUCAAACAAAGAGAGCGGCUUUUCGACCUGGACGUGUUUAUAUCCCGAGCAUUGAAACUGUGUCGGCAGAAUAAGGAGAAAGCAGACGGGAAGAAAGGAAAAGAGGGAGGAUGGAGGGAAGAAAGCAAACAGCCGAACAUUAACCGAAAGGUGCCUAGGCUCCCAGAGCACAGGACUCCUCCACCCCAGACUCCAAACUCUUGAUGCUGAAUUUCAACUUCAGGUCCUCUUCAGUAUAGCAUCAUAAUGGCUGGCACUUCCAAAUGCUCAUAGUGUUUUCAAUAGUACAGAUGAUCUGUGGUUAAUAGUCCUACUUAAACAUUAGACCUAAGUGUUAGCAGUCUUCUUGUUACUAAAGCGACGACAGGCCACAUGCUGUGAAUAAAACCCUCACUUAAAAAAGCAAUUAUGCAGCUUUGUCAAGUGUACUCUCAGGCAAUAAGUGGUUAAAAAGUAUUUGGGUUGAAAAUUAAUAACCAUGCUUAGCAUUUCAAAUAUUAAGUAUUUGUUCAACAUGGGAAUAUUUUUGAAAUAAUCAGCCAAUUAAUGAUUAUGGUAUUUGUGGUUUGCUGUCAAACCUUGACUUGAUAGCGACUAAUUCUGUUAUACAAUUAUCUGCAAUUGACUAAACUAAUAGUUUCCUGGGCUACUGCGUGCUGGAUAACAGUUAUCUAGAGGAGUCACUUUAUUUGAAGUUUGCUUUAAAUGUAUGUUUCUACAAGAUCCCUUGCUGUGUGGGAAUCGGUCAGUUAAUUUCCCAAAAGUCAUACAGUCUUCCGAUGAUGAUGUACACCCAAUAAUGACUAUGACACGUAAAAUGCUGAAUGUAUUAACUAAAGAGAAUCAGUCAAAUGA
Messenger RNA from Gymnodraco acuticeps, 4939 nucleotides. It is a transcript of the gene mapk4, whose product is annotated as mitogen-activated protein kinase 4. NCBI's taxonomy places the organism in Eukaryota, Metazoa, Chordata, Actinopteri, Perciformes, Bathydraconidae. Bases 2099 to 4288 code for a protein of 729 amino acids. Gene Ontology annotation, biological process: cell surface receptor signaling pathway; protein phosphorylation; intracellular signal transduction. Gene Ontology annotation, molecular function: MAP kinase activity; ATP binding. Gene Ontology annotation, cellular component: cytoplasm; nucleus. The transcript has 9 exons. The record is from RefSeq and is a predicted model, not a curated record.